This is a messenger RNA of Haplochromis burtoni (Burton's mouthbrooder), 4498 nucleotides long. RefSeq names its product alanine aminotransferase 2. NCBI's taxonomy places the organism in Eukaryota, Metazoa, Chordata, Actinopteri, Cichliformes, Cichlidae. The record is from RefSeq and is a predicted model, not a curated record. The transcript is spliced from 11 exons. Gene Ontology annotation, molecular function: L-alanine:2-oxoglutarate transaminase activity; pyridoxal phosphate binding. Bases 152 to 1570 code for a protein of 472 amino acids. Gene Ontology annotation, biological process: biosynthetic process.
UUUAAAAGCUGCUGAAUAAUCUGACACCGUCUUCUCUUAAAGACCAGACUCAUCAGGAGGCGGGUAUUCUAAUUACAAAGUACCCGCCUCCUGAGUGUAUUUCCAGGCCUCUCACUGGACCUUGAUCAGUUAGACAGUUGAAUCAGGAGAGAUGAGCACUGUGCAGGACGUGAAUCCCAGGGUGCGUGGGAUCCGAGCCCCAGUGAACCUGCAGGGUCUAGCAGCAUGCAUCUCAGAGCAGAUUGCAAAGAGUGUAAAAAAACCCUUCAAGAGUGUGAUUGAUGUCAGCUCAGGUGAUCCACACAAGGCAGGAAUGCCACCUAUCUCAUUUAUUCGCCAGGUUAUGGCAGUGUGUCUGUACCCUGAGCUCCUCAAAGAAAAAAGCCUUCCUCUGGAUGUCAGGCAAAGGGCACAGAAGCUUCUGGACAUGUGUUCUGGAGGGAGUGUGGGUUCAUACUCCACAACCUCCGGUGGUUUACCACAAGUCCAGAAAAGCAUUUCUGAAUUUAUAACAAGGCGAGAUGGUGGCGUGCCUUCUCAUCCAGAAGACAUUAUCUUAACUACUGGAUUACAGAAGAGUUUGUCGGUGUUUUUGAACCUGCUUACCAGCGGAGAGGGCAAAACUCAGACAGGUGUGCUGACCCCCAUGCCCUGUCCACAUACUCUGCCCAUGCUGUUGGACAUGACUGGGCUGGCACUGGUUCCAUACCGUCUUUUUGAAGAACAAGGCUGGGCUGUAAACCUGGAUGAGCUGCAUAGAGCUUUAGAGGCUGGAAGAGUCCACUGUGAGCCCAAAGCCAUAUACAUCAGCAACCCAGGAAAACCUACAGGUUACGUGCAAGACAGAGAAACUAUUGAGAAGGUGAUUCACUUUGCUGCUACCAAUGGCCUCAUCAUACUGGCUGAAGAGGUGCACCAGGAUAGUGUGUAUGGCCAGGACAAAGAAUUUAUUUCCUACAAGAAAGUGCUGUCUGAGAUGGGUAAAACGUAUGCUGAGACAAUGGAGCUGGUGUCUUUCCAUUCAAUUUCCACAGCCCACAUAGGAGAGGGUGGUCUGAGAGGAGGAUAUAUGGAGGUAAUCAACAUUGACCCAGCAGUGAAAAAGUAUUUAACUGUCAUUUCCAGCGCUUCAGUGUUACCACAGCUGGCACUGGAACUUAGUGUUAAUCCACCUAGACCUGAAGAUUCUUCCUAUAACUCAUACACCCAGGAGAUUCAUCAUAUUGAGGAUACUCUUUCCCAGAAUGCUAAACGGGCGUGUGAGUUUCUGAAUAGAGUAGAAGGGAUGAGCUGUCAGCCAUCAAUGGCAGGACUCUUUCUUUAUCCCCGAGUACACUUGCCACCUCACAUCGUAGAGGAGGCUAAGAGGCUGGAAGUGAAGGCGGAUGUGCUUUACUGUCAGAGGUUGCUGAGAGAAGAGGGUAUUUGUGUGGGGGCAGGUUGUGAGAAUGGACAGGAAGAUAAAAACUAUCACAUCAGGCUGUGUAUUUUGACUCCUCCUUCCACUCUGGAGGAGAUCUUGGCACGCCUUCGUUCUUUCCACCAUCGCCUGCUGGAAAAACUUGCCUGAUAAAAAUGUCAUGCUGUUGCUUCUUUUGCAGCACAAUGUAACCAAUAAUGUAGUUACAUAAAAUCAACUGUGAAUACUACUGUAUAGAUAGAGAUCUCUUUAAACCUUAAUCUGUCAUUUUAACCAGAUUAUGCACUGAUACUCUGCACCAGCAGUUUAGCCACUCUCCCUUUCACACCUUUCCCUAACAAGCAAAAGCCCCCUGACGCAGUCCCGGGAGGAACCACAGAUCUCUUGGGGCUGUGUCAGUGGGGCGUUUGGGAAAAAAAUAAAUGUUAAAAAAAAAAUCCAAAACAAAUAUGUGACAAAUCCGUGUGAUUAAGGGAACCCUUGAAAGCAGCCCCACCACUCUGCAGUAACUGAUUUUGGUUGAUUACACUGAAGUUAAACUGUUGGUAAUUAAAACACUAAGUUUCUAAUAGUCUGAUCAACCCACAUGAAUUAAUUUUAAUGAACAUCAUGAAAAACAAGAAGAUACUAAUCAGUGAGCAAGGUCUUGACAUUUUUAAAUCACUUAAUAUUAUGAAAUAAUAUAUUCAUUAUUGUAAUGCACAGAGGGACUAUUGAAAGCUAAAUGUAUUCCAACUAAUACUGCGCAUGUCAAUAAUUUAACUUUUCAUAUUCAAUUUUCUGGUUUCAGAGUUCACUUUAAAAAAAUAUAUAUUUACUUGUCAAUAUGAAAAUUACACUUUAUUGGCUGUUCUUCAGCUUUAAUGAAAUGAUUUGUUUACAGAAAAUGAGAAUUUUAGUGAUCACUGUAAAAGUAAAAAUUCCCAAAAUGUUUUGAGAAUAUUGUGUUUAUAAAUAGCUGCUAGUCUGGUGUGGAGAUGCCGUGGAAGCAGGACAGAUCUGGACAUAAGCGAAAGCAUGAGUGAUAAGUAAGUGUUGGCAGUAAACUGGUUGUUGCUGUCUUCCAGGAUGGGCUAAAGUUUAGUUUAGUUUAACCUUAACUAAACUAAACUACAGUCAUUUAGUUUAGUUUAACUACACUGUAGUUUAGUUUAAAACGCAUAAUAGCAUAAAGCAAUAGCAAUCGAAACAUGACUUGAAGUAAAAAACGGUACCACACCAUGAAUUUUGCUCUAUACCAGAAAAUCCUGAAGGACUGUGUGUCCAACAAUUCGUGCUCUGAAGCUCAAGUACACACAGCUUAGGAAGCAGGUCAAUGAUCCAAAACACAACAGCAAACUUCCCACUGAAUAGCUAAAACAACAAAACAAAGGUCUUGGAGUGGUCUAGUCACAAUCUGGACUUGAAUCUGAUUGAGAGGAUUUGGCAUGACCUUAAACAGGACAUUCAUGCUCAAAAACACUCCAUUGUGGUUAAAUUAAAACAAUUCUUCAAUGAGUGGGCCAAAAUUCCUCCACAGCCAUGUGAAAGACUCAUAACUGGUUAUCACACUUAAUUGCAGUUCUUUAUGCCAAGGAUGGCACUGGCAAUUACUUUUUCACACAUGGCCAGUUAGGUUUGGAUAGCUUUUUUUCCUUAAUAAAUUAAAUCAUCAUCAACCAUCAACAUAAAAAACUACAAUUUGUACUUACUCGUGUCAUUUUUGUGACAAAAAUCACAAAAAAUGAAGAAAAGAAGGGGACAAGUACUUUUUCACAACACUAUACAUUGUUGUAUUUCCAUGAAUGGCUAAGUCACUACACGAUCUUUGUGUCCCACCUUAAACUAAACUUCAUUAAUUCAUAUUUUUUUAAACUCAAAUCACCACUGUUACAAAAAACAGAAUUAAAAAAGACACAUGUCCCAGUGUAAACUUGGUAAGUAGAUGAAUUUAUAUUGGAUUACCCUCUGCUCACUGGGAGCCUCAAACUCCCAAACUUUACUUUGUGUCAUUUAGAUCGAGGAAGUUUGUAUUUUCAUCGAGGUAGGACAGAACUCCUCUGUGUCUGAGAUAGCAAUGAGGAGGAGUCUGAAAGGAAGAAUGAUGGAGAGCACCAAUCUAAACCAUGCAAAGCAGAGGCUAAUUGGGUCAAAGAAGGCAAGCGAGAAGAUGAUUGGACCAGAGUAAUGACGUCAGUAUUUGGAUUGACAGUGUAAGAAAGCAGUAGUCAUGUAAGGUGCUAGGACCCAUCAAACAUUUGUGCCCAGUGGUGUGUAACUCAAUCAUAUACACAGCAAAUGCAGAAGUUCAUUUAAGCUGAAACAUUUUAGUGAAGUGAAAAUGAUCUGGGAACAUUUUUUCUUUAUUCACAAUUACAUUUUGUACUUGUAGUAUAACAGGCAAAGGUUUUGAUUUCUUGCAUACUAUCAAAUGUACACCUUUGUGUCACAGGUUACAGCUACUUCAGGCAUUCUUCAAACAUAUUCACUUCACUGUAAUGUUUGAUUGUGGUGGAGAUUUUAUUUUGAAAUAGUAACAUCUUAAACUUUAUCAUUACUUUCCAGUCACUAACCCAAGUGUUUAUUUGUUAAAUUAUACUUUUUAAUAUUUUUAUUUUCUCCAUGUGUGUUUUCAUAAAAAUCUUUUUGGGAAAAUUGCUCCAAACAAUGUGAUGAUUUCUGUUUUGUUCAAGAUAACUAUAAAAACCAAAUAUAUUUUCUAAAUUCAAUCCAAAGAACAUCAUUAGAAGAAAAACUGAAAACAUGACUCCUGGUCACCACCAGGAGUCAUUGUCAGCUUUUCCUUUAAAUGUGCAGAUACUUGGAGGAGGGUGGUUGGUCUGUGUUUUCAGCUCUGUUUUAUCUGUCUGUGUAUUGUCAGUGUCCUCUCUUCAUAUCAGUUAUAAAUGUAUUUUCCUCCACAUGUGAAAAGUGUCAGUUGAACUCAUGUAUCCACUUUAAGGCGGAAACAGAAAGGGAAAUAUCAGAAAUCUUAAAAUUUAUUUCCAAGUUGCAAAUGGACUAAACUUGGGUAAGACACAAAGACAAUGAUAACACGCACUGUAUCACAGCCUGGAACACACUGCUACGAUUCCUAAG